Molecule: messenger RNA, 6384 nt
Organism: Dictyostelium purpureum
Lineage: Eukaryota; Evosea; Eumycetozoa; Dictyosteliales; Dictyosteliaceae
Exons: 4
Coding region: 1-6384 (2127 amino acids)
Biological process (GO): peptidyl-proline hydroxylation to 4-hydroxy-L-proline
Cellular component (GO): endoplasmic reticulum
Molecular function (GO): protein binding; L-ascorbic acid binding; procollagen-proline 4-dioxygenase activity
Source: RefSeq, a predicted model, not a curated record
AUGGAAAGUGAUGCCGUAAUAUCGGUACCAGAAAAUAGAAUUAUUACUGGAAGUGAUUUAUUAAAUUUUAACGAAUAUGCAGACCAAAAAUUCGACAGUUCCAAAUUAGAAAGAAUUAAUUUAAAACUAUCAAAAUCAAAUGGUUUUAUAGUUAAUAACUUAUUAACAAAAGAAGAAUGCGACUAUUAUAUUAAAGAAAGUGAAAGAAAAGGUUAUGUAACAAUUGAAAAAGAAUUUCCAACACAUUAUCGUAAUAAUUUAAGAUAUUUAGGAAAAAAUGAUAAUUUAUCAGAAUUAUUAUGGGAAAGAUUAGAACCUCUUUUUUUAUCAGAUGAUUUAGAGGGUGUUAGACCAUAUGGAUUUGACCAAGGUGGUAUUUGGAUACCAGUUGGAUUGGAUAAUUGCUUUACAUUUGGUAAAUAUUUACCAGGAGGAAGAUUCAAACCACAUUACGAUGCAGUUUUUGCUGAUUCACCCAACAGAAGAUCUAUUUAUACUCUCCAAGUAUACUUGAACGAAGAGUUUGAAGGUGGUACAACUGAUUUUUUUACACAUGCCAAUCCAUUAGAAUUAGAAAAGCACAUUUUAGAAGACUCUGUUAAACCAGUAACUGGAAGAGCAAUUUUAUUCAAUCAUGAUACUCUACAUUGUGGUCAAGAAGUUUUAAGUGGUGAAAAAUAUAUCGUUCGUGUCGAUAUGAUGUUCCUUCGUAUUGAUUGUGAAAGUGAAGAAUUAAGUAAGACUCAAAAGGAAGAAUUAGAAAAAGCCAGAGAGCUAUUCUUUUUAGCAGAUUCAAUGGAAAAAGAUAAAAAAGAUUUAGAAAGUGCCAUCUCUACCUAUGUUAAAGCCCAAAUGCUUCUAGUUAACUAUCCAUCAUUUGAUGAUACAGCUUCAACUCUUUCAAAACUAUCAUUAGAUGAUUCCAAAAAGAAAAAUACUCAAAAACCAAAAGAAAUGGAAUUAGAAACAAUACCAGAAUUUCAAUUAUUUUUAAUUUUAGAGAAACUCAAUUGUAGAGAUAUAUGUCGUUUAAUGUGCACAAGCAAAUAUUUCUCAAGAGUGGCCAAGAAGGAUUCACUUUGGAAACGUUUAUACAUUAGAGAGUACAGUAUGGAAGCUUUUUCUUUUGAACAAAACAUUGAGGGCUCCAUCAAAGUAAAUAGCACCAAACAACAAAUUAAAAAAAUGUUUAAUGUCAAAUCAUCAAAACAGCAAAAGGCUAAGAGUUGGUAUUUAACAUAUUCAAAUAUCCAUAAAUAUAUAUUAAAAAAUGAAGUCGCAAUCAUUGAUAUUGGAUCUGAGUAUAUCAAAUAUGGUGACACUAAAAAUAGAUUGGGGUCAUGUGUUCAAAAAGCAGGUAAACAUCAAGAAUAUGCACCACAUUAUGUAAUGACCACAUUCGAUAGAUACAAUUGGUUAGUUGGUCCAAACAUUUCAUAUUAUGACAACACUGAUUGUGUUAGACGUGGUGAAUUUAAAACAGAUGCACUCAGUAGAGAAUGCUUAAAGGAAAUGAUAAAUUAUGUAUGCACACAAGUUGCCUCAAGAAAAAGAAAUCUUACAGCACCUAUUUUACUCAUCAUCAACCCAAUAGUGUAUGCUUCAAAUGGUGGUAAAUCUUUAAUUGAAACUAGAAAAUCCUUAAGAAAUGAUCUCAUUCUCUUUAGAAAUGGUGGCUUAUUAUCAUUGCAAUCACAUGGUUUAAAGAGUGGUAUCGUUUUAAUGAUGGGCAGAGAUGUUUUUGUUUUAGCUGCUUAUCAUAACGGCCAUCAAGUAGACUCUCUUCAACUUAAAGUAUGUGGAAAAGAUUUAGAAUCAUACCUCGCAUCAUUUAAUUCACCAGAAUGUAAAUCUACCCUCUUUGGAAAUGACCCUUAUUACGGUGAACGUACAGCCAAUUUUAAAAAUGGUUGGUUCUUGCUUGUUAGAGCAAGUAAUGACUAUCAAAAAGAAAUUAAAGAAAGAGAUCCAUAUGUUUUUGCACCAGAAAUCUUUUUCAAUCCAAGCCUCAUUAAAUAUAAUACCGCUAAAGGUGUAGUUGAAGAAACUGUAUCAUUCAUCAACCAAAUGAAAUCUAAGCAAUGUUUCAUCCAAAACCCAGAUCCCCUUUCAACACUUGUUAUUACUGGCGGUUUCUCUUGUAUCCCAAACUUUGUUGAAAGAUUCACAAAAGAUUUAAAUAAUGCUUUUGAUAGUUCUAUCAAAAUUCAUGCCUCAGGUGACCGUAUGUUUGAUCAAAUUAUUGGUGCUAAAAUAGAUUUGUUUUUAACAGAAUCUUUACAUGAUGAAUAUCAAAUGAUGAAUAUGAACGAACCAUCAUAUAUUCCAACAAUUACUAGAUCAACACUCAAAAAAAACCCAACCCCCACUUCAUCAUCGUCAAACUAUUUUUACACUGUAACUUAUCCAGAAGGUAUUAUCGAUUUUUCAAAUCAAGUUUUAAAUGGUGAACAACUUGAUGAUCUUUAUAUAUUUUUAAAGAAAAAUUUAAAGGUUGGUAAUGUGGUAUGGAGCGAAGAACAAGAUCGUUUCGAUAUCAAAUUUUGCAAAAUUAUUAAAAGAUUAAAGAAAAACAAUGAAUCAUUUAAUUAUCAUCCCAGUGAUUAUUUAUGCGGUGUAAUAUCAGGUCAUGUCUAUUUAGAUAAGAGUUAUUUCGAAAAAGAAGCAAUUGACUUUCGUGACAUCGAAAUAUUUAAACAAGGUGAAUAUACUCAGACUCAAUUAGAACAUACAGAACAAUAUUUAAAAGAUUUAAAAAUCAUCAGCUUUGAAAAUGAUAAUGGUUUUCAAUAUGCUCUUUAUGAAAAUAAAAAACUUCAUCAUGUAAUUUUGGCUUUCCGUGGUACAUCUACCAACACAUUAAAAGACUUUGCUCUAUCUUUCUUAGAGGAUAGUAUUGGUAUUACCUUAAAAAAAGAAGAUACUCAUCAACAAAAGAAAGCAUUAGAAGCUACCAAAAAGGCCAUUGACCAUUGCAGGGAAAAAAAAUAUAAUUUAACUAUCACUGGCCAUUCGUUAGGUGCUUGGUUAUCAGAAUUAGCACAUUACUAUUGCUUCUAUAGAUUCGACUAUACCAAAGUAAAAACUGUAGUUUUCGAUAGUCCAGGUGCUCUUGAUCAAUACAAAGUUUAUGAUGACUUUAAAGAACCAGCAAUCCCAUAUACUAGUAUGGAUAUUACUGUAUACUUAUCGGAACCAAAUCUUGUAAACUGUAUGAACAAUCAUUUAUUUGAUGGAAACUCUUCCUACAGAGUAUACCCAGAGGGCAUAGAUAAAGUUGAUGACUCAAAGAUGGAUUUCCUUUUAACAACAAAGUAUCAUUCCCUAAUUCCAAUUAUACAAUGCUUUGACUAUCUUACUGGUAAACCAAAGGAAUAUAAACUAAUCAAAGACUGGCCAUUUAUAACACCAUCACAACUCUCAAGCUUUAUGAAAUACUUUAAAUAUAAUGACAAUGGUUAUUUAGAAAACCCAACCAAUGAACCAAUUAAAGGUGUCAAAUAUAAAGUUGAACAGGUUAAUCUUUUUGGUGGCUCAUUAGUAACAGAUGUAUUAAAAAUCGAUCAAUAUUUCAUUCAGCUCUCUUUAAAAAACUAUUUCAAUUCAUUUAACGAUUUCUUUAUCUCAUCGCAAUUAAAAGAACUUAAAAAUCUUUAUCAAAUUGAAAAUGCCCAAGAUAAAUAUGAAAUUAAGGUUACCAACCAAUCUAUCACUCUUGAAAAUUUAAAGCAAAGACUAUCAAGAGUAAUUGACCUAAGCCCCAAAUCAAUCAAAAAACUAUUAAAAUCCAAAGAUGAUGACUCAAAUUUUAAAGAAUAUAAAAUUCGUAAAAAUCCAAAUAUUAAUGAUGAAGACUUUUAUGACCCAAACAACUAUUUACAAUCAAUUGCAGAAAUCCAUAAACAUCAACACAUGGCGAUUAUUACUGGUGAAGAAGGAUCCGGUAAAUCUAGUUUAUCUUUGCACUAUGCCACCAAAUAUUAUCCCCAGAUAGUCCAACAACAAUAUAGCAACCAAAAAGUAUUAUUUAUAAAAUCAGAUACAAAGGAAAUGAUAAUGGAGGAGUUUGGCUGUAUUUUAUUAAAGAAUUAUAGUGAAGAAACCAAUGGCUAUGAUUUUAACCUAUCAUCAAACAAUUUAACCGAUUUCUAUAAAUCAAUAAUGGACUCAACAAACACCUUUUACUUUUUCAUUUUUGAUAAUGUCAGCGAUCCUAAUGUCAUCGAGCCAUUCCUAUACUAUCUCCCAAAAACAAAUACCAAAGUUAUUAUUACAUCUCAACUCGGUAAAUGUCGUUUCAACAAAAAUCUUUUAUUAAGUAAAGAGAAUAUUCAAGAUAUUUCAGUUAAUGUUCAGCUUUUAACAAAUGAACAAGCAAAUGACUAUUUACACAAAAAAGGAAUUAAAUCUAACUGUAAUUUCAGUUCACCAAUAUCAAUUCAUCUUUUAAAUAUUUUAUUAAAUCACCAAUAUUUAAUUCAAAACAACCAACCCGAUAAUUCCCAGCCACUUGACUUUAAUGAUUUACUUAAAUUUUUAAUUUGUGAUUUCAUUAAAGCAAAACCAGAAUCAUCAGAAGUGCUCUACGUUCUACCAUUCCUUGACCCUGAAAAUAUUUCACUCGAUAUUUUAUCAAAAAUUAUAAACAAUCCAGAUUAUAAUUUAGAGGAGAAUAUUAGAUAUUGGUCAUCAAUUUCAAUAAUUAACGAAUUACCAAACAAAAAUAUCAACACCUACAAGAACAUUCAAAAUAUUAUCUUAACCCAAAUCAUCAGUAAUGCAGACUCUCUUAAAAACCAAAGUAAAAUUAUUGGUUUAUUUGAAUCUAUGAAUCUAAGUGGUGAAUACCCAAAGGGAUGGAGAAUUUAUUUUAAUCACAUUCGUUUCUUUUACAACAAUUUCAAUGAAAAGGUUUUAGAACAUUUCAAGAUAAUUGAAAACUAUGGUAUUUGCUUUAGACUAUUAUCUCUCUAUCAAGACUCUGUUAAAAUUUUAAAUCAAGCAUUUGAAAUUAAAAAAAAGAACAACUCAAGCAAUCUUGAACUAGCUUUUACUUUAUUUGAACUUGGCAAAACAUGUGUCAAGAGUAACAACUUCAAUGAAGCAUUGGCCUACUUUAGUAAAUGCGAAUUAGAUGUUGGUGAAGAAAAAACAACCCUUUCGGAAACCUAUAAUUAUAUUGGCCUAUGUCACUUCCAUCUUAAUAACCAUGACGAAACACCAUUACAAUUUUACGAUAAGGCUUUGAAUUUAGAAACCAGAACCAAGAAUCUUGCCUCAAUUCAUUUAAAUAUUGGCAACUUUUAUUUGGCAAACGAAAAAAUUACUGAAGCAAAAAAUGAAUUUUUCAAAUCACUCCACCACUCUGAACAAGAAUCAGAAAAGAAUACACCAAUCUAUGCAAAAUCAAUUUUCAAAAUGGCGUUGGUAGAAUAUAAGGAAAAAAACUAUAUCGAGGCAAUAAAGAAAUUCGAAACUUCAAUUAAUCUCUUUAAAGAAUUAUUCAAAUCAUCAAACCAUAAAGAUAUAGGUACAUGCUAUCAUAUGAUAGGUUUAUGUUAUUUCCAAUUGGAUGAUGGUAUAGAUGUCAACUAUUUAUUAAACUCUUUAAAUAACUUACAACAAGCCCUCAACAUUCGUUUGAAAAUUCACAGAACCAACACAUGUCAUAAAGAAUUGGACGAAUCAUACUAUUCCCUUGGUAUAUUAUAUAAUAAAAGAAAAGAACAUCAACUAUCAUUUGAUUAUUUCAAAAAAUCAUAUGAUAUUAAAAAAACAAAUAAUGAUAACCUUUUAGAUUCAUUAGAAAAACUUUCAACCCAGUCAUAUUUACUGGGCCAAUAUCAAACCUCAAUAGACUUUACAAUAAAGCAAAUCUCCAUUAUAGGUAAUACAAAUGAACCACUAUUAGCAAAAUGUUAUAAUAUUCUAGGUAAUUGCUUUAGAAAACUAAACCAACAACAAGAAUCUAUAGACAACUAUGAGAACUCAAUCAAGAUUCUAAACACUCUUAUUAAAGCAAAUGAAAGAAAAUCAAAUGAAAAUAAAUCCGAUAUAAUUAAACAAUUAAACCAAUCUAUUCAACUAUAUGAAUUAAAUGGUUCAAAUUACUAUGGUCUUUAUACCCUCAGUCCAUCAAAUAAUAACUAUAAAUAUCAACUCAGUCAUUACCACAACUAUUUAAAGAAGCUUUCACAAAGUCCUUACAAAAACCAAUUAACAAAUUUAAGUAUUAUCCAAAAAAGCGAAUGGUACACCCAAUAUGGUUCAAAUAACUCAAUCCUAUCAAUUAUUAAAAGCAAGAAAUUUUUAAUUUUAACCGCUGUAAUAACAAGUAGUAUAAUUAUUGGUUAUUUAUAUAACCAUAAUAAUAGUGAAAACUAA